AAAAAAAAAAAAUCUUUUUUGGACGCUUUUUAUUUUUCAAAGGUUUUUAUUUAAAAUAGAAUAUUUUUUUUCUUUUGUCAUGGCAGAGCCUAAAUUCAAUGAGAAAAAUGGAGUCGAACUUUCACCUGAACUUAAAUCAUCAUUAGAUUUAAUACAGGACGCAACAUUGGUUCAUGUUCAUCAUAAUAAUCAUAAUGAAAUAUUAUCAUUCUCACAACAAUUAAAUAUAGCCUCACCUCAUAUGCCACCGCAUCAUUAUUUGGUAGAUUCGGAAGAUGAGAUUGAUGAGAGUGAUGAUGAUGAUGACUUAGAUUAUGAAUUUGUAAAUGAUGAUGAUUAUGAUGAUAGUGAUAUUGAUGAUAACGAUUUUAAUGAAAAAAUUAAAUUGGAAGUUUUUAAUAGACCUCCUUCAAGAUUAGGUAGACCUUUAUCAAAUCCAUAUAAAAGACAUAAUAAAAGGAAUGGUCCUUCAGUUGAUAGAAUAAAAAUGGAUAAUGCUUUCUUAAGAAAUCAAAAUAGUAAAUUAAGUCAAGAACUUGAACAAUGUAGAUUAACAAUUCAAGCCCUUAAAAAUAUUGUUACUCAAAAAGAUAUCGCUUUACAAAAUUCUCGUUCUGAUUAUCAAAAAGCAAUUUUACAGGUUAGAGUAUUAGAAACUUUGAUUUUAAGUAAACAUUCUAAAGAUGGUAGUAUUAUCGUAAGAAGUGGUGGUAUUGGUGGUAAUAAUUUACCUACAGUAACUUCUCUUUUACAAGAGAAAGAAAUGAUUUCUCUUUUUCAAGAGAAAGAUUUAAUAUUACAAGAGAAAUGUUUGGAUAAACCGAUUGAUUCUAUUGAUUCUAUUGAUUCAUUAGAAUCUGAUUCUCUUGAAAAUACCAUUAUCACCUCACAAAUUCCUCAAACAACUCAACCACCAUCUUUAGAAACUCCUUCAGAUUUUAUAGGAUCUUCGGAUGAUGAUGAUGAAGAUUUAAUUCCACCUCCUCUUCCACCUAAAAGAGCGAAUCGACAUAUUAGAAGAUGGUCAAUGGAUUUUGGACCAAAUAAUCGUUUAGGUCAAGAUGAAGAAGGAUCAAUACAAAUGAAUAUGAUUAAUAGUAAUAUAACUCAAGCAACAUCAUCUGAUGAUAAUACGAUAAUAUCAUCAUCAGGUACCACACCAUCAUCAUCAACGCUAACUCCUAUCAAUAAUGAUCUACAACGCAACCUUCCUCGUAUAUUGAGACGUCGAACGGGUGAUAUAAUUCAAUCAUUAUCGUCAUGUCGUUCUUCAUCAACUAAAAAUGGGUACGAUCAUUCACCACCAAGUACUCCUUUUAGUGAUGAUUCGAAUGAAACGAUCAUAAAUGAAAAAUCGACAAAGAAGAGAAAAUCCGCUCAACAAAAUUUAUCGAAACUUCGUAAAAUCUUUUUACGUUAAAAUUUUCUUAUUCGUUGGGGUGAUUUUUAAUCGAAAUCGGGUCGGAUUCUUUUAUUACAAAAUAGAGUCGUAAAAAAAUCGUUUUUAUUUUUUAUUUUUUUUUUUUAUAUAUUUUUUUUGUAAAUAGUAAUAUAUUUUUUUAUUAAAACACCUUUGUAUACCUCUUUUUUGUAAGAUUUUCUUUUCACCCUCGACAUCAUUUUGCACGCACGCACACUUUUUCACACAAUUUUUACAUUUUUUAUACACAAAAAAAAAAAAAAAAA
This is a messenger RNA of Rhizophagus irregularis DAOM 181602=DAOM 197198, 1686 nucleotides long. RefSeq lists its product as uncharacterized. Lineage: Eukaryota; Fungi; Glomeromycota; Glomeromycetes; Glomerales; Glomeraceae. The record is from RefSeq and is a predicted model, not a curated record.